Messenger RNA from Triticum turgidum subsp. durum (durum wheat), 1068 nucleotides. The record is from the annotation of a GenBank genome assembly. Lineage: Eukaryota; Viridiplantae; Streptophyta; Magnoliopsida; Poales; Poaceae.
AUGGCAGAGGAAUGCAAGAUUUCUGCUGCCAUGGUAUCUGAGGAAAGGUCUUAUGCGCGGUCAUAUGUGCUCAAGGUAGAUGGAUACUCCAGAGCCAAGGCGUUUCUCGAGACCGGCAAGUGCCUUACCUCUGACCCUUUCAGUGUUGGAGGGCACGUCUGGACCGUGGAAUGUUACCCAAACGGUGACAAUAGGAUUCAUGCCCAUUACAUAUCCCUUUUCCUACAUCUUGAAUCUGCUGAUGCUGGAGAUGUGAAGGGGAAAUUCACGCUCAGUCUACUUGACAAGAAUGGACAACCGGUGCCUUCAUACAGCCGUGCCUCCCCUAUACUAACCUUCUCAAAGAAAGAUUCAUGCUUGGGCUAUCCUGACUUCUUCCAGAAGGCUGAUCUGGAGCGAUCGGCACAUCUAAGAGACGACUGUAUCACCAUCAGGUGCGAUGUCACCGUCAUCCAUGGGGAAGAAACAAGGAUUCCUCCAAGCGACCUGCACCAGCACCUUGGUGACCUCCUCGAGAAUAAGGACGCAGCAGACCUAAUCUUUCAAGUCGGUGCACAGAGUUUCUCAGCCCACAGGUGUGUCCUCGCUGCUCGCUCAUCCGUCUUCAAGGCGGAGCUCCUUGGCACUAUGAAGGAGAGUUCUGCAGCGAAUCCUAUUGAAAUCUAUGACGUGGAAGCUGAUGUUUUCAAGUCCUUGCUUCACUUCAUAUACACUGACUCCGUUCCUCCAGUGCUUGAUGUGGUGAUGGCCAGGCAUCUACUCGUGGCGGCUGACAGGUACAACAUCGGCAGGCUGAAGCUGAUAUGUGAGGAGAAAUUGUGCACUCACAUCGAUUCCAACAUGGUGGCCACCUGUUUGGCUUUAGCAGAGCAGCAUGGUUUCCAUCGUCUCAAAGAGGCUUGUUUGCAAUUCCUUGCUUCUCCUUCCAAUUUCAAAGCUAUGAUGGCAAGCGACGGUUUUGAGCAUCUGACAUCCAGCUGCCCACAUGUUCUCAAGGAGCUUGUAGCUAGAAUCCUUCCGGCUGAAUGGGGGGUGGCAAAGGACGUUGUCAUGACAAUGUGGAAGUAG